Molecule: messenger RNA, 6101 nt
Organism: Ictalurus punctatus (channel catfish)
Lineage: Eukaryota; Metazoa; Chordata; Actinopteri; Siluriformes; Ictaluridae
Product: WD repeat-containing protein 7
Exons: 29
Coding region: 170-4633 (1487 amino acids)
Cellular component (GO): cytoplasm
Molecular function (GO): protein binding
Source: RefSeq, a predicted model, not a curated record
CGUCAGUCUGCGGCGUUGGAUCAGCUGACGACUCCGGGGCUUGUAGAGGGCAAAACUGCAACAAGCUCAAGCUGAGAAUAACAAGCUCUUAUUAUUUAGAAAAUAAUAAUAAUAAUUCCUGCCACAGGGAGAAUGUGUCAUUGAAUAUAUUCAAGGUUUGCAAGAGAACAUGUCAGGAAACAGUCUGGUGUUACCCAUAGUGCUGUGGGGCCGCCAUGCUCCCACGCACUGCAUCUCCAGCCUGCUGGUGAUGGACGACCUGGCCACCAUCAUCAGCGGUUGCCAUGAUGGUCAGAUCUGCAUCUGGGACUUGACCCCUGACCUUGAGAUUAACCCGCGUGCUCUGCUGUUCGGACACAGCACCGCCGUCACCUGUCUGUCCAAGGCCAGUGCGAGCAGUGACAAACAGUACAUGGUCAGCGCCUCUGAGAGCGGGGAGAUGUGUCUGUGGGAUGUGAGUGAUGGUCGCUGUAUUGAGUUCACUAAGCUGGCCUGUGCUCACACGGGCAUACAGUUUUAUCAGUUCACCAUUGGGACCCAGCGUGAGGGUCGUCUUCUGUGCCACGGUCACUACCCAGAGAUCCUCGUGGUGGAUGCCACCAGUCUGGAGGUCCUUUACUCUCUGGUGUCCAAAAUAUCUCCUGACUGGAUCAGCUCCAUGAGCAUCAUCCGCUCCCAUCGCACCCAAGAAGACACGGUGGUAGCAGUCUCUGUGACUGGAAUUCUGAAAGUGUGGAUCAUCACAGCAGAAGUGAGCCGAAUGCAGGACCUGGACCCCGUUUUUGAGGAGGAGUCCAAGCCGAUCUACUGCCAGAAUUGUCAGAGUAUUUCCUUCUGCACCUUCACGCAGCUGUCUCUGCUCGUCGUCUGCUCCAAAUACUGGAGGGUGUUUGAUGCAGGAGAUUUCUCGCUCCUGUGCUCUGUGCCCAGUGAGAAUGAUCAGGCGUGGACAGGAGGAGAGUUCAUCGCUGCUGAUAAAGUUAUAAUCUGGACCGAGGAUGGCUGUAGCUACAUCUACAAACUUCCGGCCAGCUGUCUUCCAGCCAGUGAGCACUUCCGCAGUGAUGUAGGGAAAACUGCAGAAGGUUCCAUCCCUCCUCUGGUGUACAGCAUCGCGGACCGAGCAGACAAACAGCUGGAGGAGGAGUACGAGGGGCAGUGUGUUAUCGUGUGUAUCCCCGACAGCGCACCCGGGCCGGAGCUCUACACUCCUGCGCUGCUGUACCUCCAGCGGCCUCUAGAGGCACCACUACUGAUCUGUCCUCCAGUGACGCGGUUCUUUUACGGACGCAGAGAGCCGUUCCAUAAGCUGCUUGUUCAGGGCGACUCGGCAGGCAGGCUGACCCUGUGGAGCAUCCCAGACACUUCACCGCUGCAGCCGCUGUCUUCGGCCGCAGAGCUGCAGGUUUCCUCCACUAUCAGCCUGCAGGAGGCGUUCGAUAAGCUCACUCCGCUCCCAGCGGGCAUCAUCGACCAGCUGAGCGUGCUCCCAAGCUCAGAGGAACCCAUAAAGGUGACGGCGAGCGUGUACAUCCCGUCACAGGGCCGCCUGGUGUGUGGCAGGGAAGAUGGCAGCAUCAUCCUGGUGCCCGCCACGCAGACCGCCAUCGUCCAGCUGCUGCAGGGAGAACACAUGCUGCGCAGAGGCUGGCCUCCUCACCGCACCCUGAGAGGACACAGGAAUAAGGUCACGUGUCUGCUGUACCCUCACCAGGUGUCCCCGCGUUACGACCAGCGCUCUCUGGUGUCGGGCGGUGUGGAUUUCUCAGUCAUCGUGUGGGACAUCUUCACAGGCGAGAUGAAGCACAUCUUCUGUGUGCACGGAGGAGAGAUCACCCAGCUCCUCGUCCCACCAGAGAACUGCAGCACACGGGUUCAGCACUGCGUGUGCUCUGUAGCGAGCGAUCACUCCGUGGGAUUGCUGAGUCUCCGAGAGAGGAAGUGCAUCAUGCUGGCCUCGCGCCACCUCUUCCCCAUCCAGGUUAUAAAAUGGCGCCCGUGUGACGAUUACCUGGUGGUGGGCUGCUCUGAUGGCUCUGUAUACGUCUGGCAGAUGGACACAGGAGCGUUGGACCGGUGUGUGAUGGGGAUAACAGCGGUGGAGAUAUUAAACGCGUGUGACGAGGCUGUUCCAGCGUCUGUAGACGGUCUGAAUCACUCGGCGGUGAAUCUGAAGCAGGCCAUGACACGCCGCAGCCUGGCAGCACUGAAGAACAUGGCACAGCAUAAACUCCACACGCUCGCCACCAACCUGCUCGCUGCAGACAACGCAGACAAGGGCAACCUGCCUAAAUACUCACACAACGCGCUAGUGGUGCAGGCGAUGAAGACCAACAUGACCGACCCGGACAUGCACGUCCUGUUUUUCGACGUGGAAGCCGUGAUCAUCCAGUUGCUCACAGAGGAGGCACAGCGCCCAAAUCCCACACUGGUGUCCCCGGAAACACUUCAGAAAGCCCCAGGGGGUGCCGACAAGGGCGGGUCCUUCCUGGCCAACAAGAUCUUCAAGCAGGUGAAAGAAACCAUCAAAGAGAACAUCAAGGAGCACCUGCUGGACGAAGAUGAGGAUGAGGAGGAAGAGGCCCGUCGCCGUGAGGAGAAAUCCAAAUCCCUCAGCCUGCUGGAGUACAACCUGACCAUGGACACGGCCAAGCUCUUCAUGUCCUGCCUGCACGCUUGGGGCCUGAACAGCAUGCUGGAUGAGGUGUGCGUGAGCCGACUGGGCAUGCUCAGACCGCACACGCCCAUCUCCUUCGGCCUGAUCUCGCGCGGCGGCCACAUGUCCCUCAUGCUGCCCACCUUUAAGGACUCGUUGUUGAGGCAGCUAGCGAGGGGCAUCGUCGGUCCCGAGGGCAGGAAGCUCUCCGUUUCCGAGGUGGUAGGCAAGGGCACGUACGGCGUGUCACGUGCCGUCACGACCCAGCACCUGCUCUCUGUCAUCUCGCUGGCUAACACACUCAUGGGCAUGACCAACGCCACGUUCGUGGGCGAGCACAUGAAGAAAGCGCCAGCCAGGCCUCCAAGACCCGGUGCCCCAGAGAGCCCCAAAAAGACGCCCCCCCAGGUCUCCACCCCGGCAAUGCAGUCCCAGAUCAAACAAGGUUGGAGUCAGCUGGCUGCGAUGCACUGUGUGAUGUUGCCUGAUCUGCUGGGGCUUGAUAAGUUCAGACCUCCCCUAUUGGAGAUGCUCGCUCGCAGGUGGCAGGAUCGCUGCUUGGAGGUGAGGGAAGCGGCCCAGGCCCUGCUGUUAGCAGAGCUGCGCAGGAUCGGUCAGUCCGGCAGGAAAGACACCAUCGACAUGUGGGCUCCGUAUCUGCCUCAGUAUGUGGAUUCUGUCAGUUCACCUGGAACCGCUCCAGAGACAGCCCAGCCGACUCCUCCCCCAGCCGAAGCCCCGCCCACUGAACCCAAAGCUCCAGAAGAAGAGAUGGACGUCACUGACGAUGACAUCACUGCAGGAUGUCUGAGUAAUCUCCCUCCUAGCCUCAAGAAGAUCUCUAACUCGUACGAGGAGAGAAGGAAGCAGGCGACGGCCAUCGUGCUGCUCGGUGUGAUCGGGGCCGAGUUCGGAGCAGAGAUCGAGCCGCCCAGGCUGCCUUCCCGCCCCAGAACCAGCGGCCAGGCUCCCGACGGCUUCGGACUCACCACCGUGGGCUCCAACUACUCACUGGCACGCCACACCUGUAAGGCGUUGACGUUCCUCCUCCUCCAGCCCCCGAGCCCCAAACUCCCCGCCCACAGCACCAUCCGCCGCACAGCCAUUGAUCUGAUUGGCCGAGGUUUCACCGUGUGGGAGCCGUACAUGGACGUGUCGGCCGUGCUCAUGGGCCUGCUGGAGCUGUGCGCCGACGCCGAGAAACAGCUGGCUAACAUUACAAUGGGUCUUCCCCUGAACCCGGCGGCUGACUCUGCCCGCUCUGCUCGCCACGCUCUCUCUCUGAUCGCUACGGCACGACCGCCUGCCUUCAUCACCACCAUCGCCAAAGAGGUGCACAGACACACAGCAAUGCAGUCUCAGGGAUCACAGUCUCAGCAGAACGUUCACACCACCGCUCUAGCUCGGGCCAAAGCCGAGAUCUUGAGAGUCAUCGAGAUCCUCGUUGAGAAAAUGCCCUCAGAUGUCGUGGACCUGCUGGUGGAGGUGAUGGACAUUAUUAUGUACUGCAUCGAGGGCUCUCUGGUCAAGAAGAAAGGUCUCUCUGAGUGCUUCCCUGCAAUCUGCAAGUUCUACAUGGUGGCAUAUUGUGAUCGGAGUUACCGUGUGGCUGUUGGUGCUCGCCAGGGUUCUGUUGCUCUUUAUGAUGUUCGCACGGGCAAGUGCCAGCAUAUCCACGGUCAUAAAGGCCCCAUCACGGCCGUGUCCUUCGCUCCAGACGGACGCUACCUGGCCACAUACUCCAACGCAGACAGCCACAUCUCCUUCUGGCAGAUGAACACAUCACUCUUGGGCAGUAUAGGAAUGCUAAACUCCGCCCCUCAGCUGCGCUGCAUUAAGACCUACCAGGUGCCCCCGGUGCAGCCGGCGUCUCCUGGCUCUCAGAACUCGCUCAAACUGGCUCGCCUCAUCUGGACCUCCAACCGCAACGUCAUCCUGAUGGCCCACGACGGCAAAGAGCACCGCUUCAUGGUGUGAGGAAACUCACUCCAGCACCAAGCUCAGGCUCUCAUCGAGAACUUCAGGACCAUGUACCUCCGAGCAGAACGGAACCCAGGCCGCGUCCGGGAGGAGACACUUUAUUCGACACUUUGUGUGUUUACAUCUCUGUUUUUUCCAUUCCACUUUUUAUUUAAACCACUCUUUAAAUGUAUUUGUGUGUCUUGUAGUUUGAUUGAGGAUGAAGGAUUUCGAACAAUCGUCGUUGUUGUCUCAAGUUGUGAGGGGGUCAAAGGUCAACAGGGGACUUUUUAAGAUAUGGAAGGAUUUGUUGGGAGUUUUAAUUUCAUUUGCACAUAGCAAAAGAGAACCAGAUGUGUUUCUGGCACAUAACCUAAUCUCCUUGGGGCCACUGUGCUCCUCCUUCUGCCUAACCCUAGUAACCCUGUGAUCUGUGUGUGAUCUCCGAAAUUGUUCCUGCAUGAGGUACUGAAACUUUUUUCACAUUUCAACCAGACCAAAAUGGACCAGAGCCACUUCCUGCAUAGGUGUAGUUUAAAAAAAAUAUCGGGCUAUUUCCUGCUUUGGCGUAGUGAACAAUCUGGACACUUCCUGUUGUGCAGUUUCCCGGUAGCAUGACGAGCCUCAUUUUUACCAUAUUGCUACUGGAACAUUAGUGAUAACAGGAACUUCCUUGUUUUCUGGAUGUUCCACAACAUUAAACGUAAGUAUAAACGGAUAAAAUGUACGUCAUUCAUUAAUAAAUAAGAAAUCGUAAUCUUUGGCAUAUUGCUGUAGUAUAAGAGGAAUGAACACUUCGGGAUAUGCUGUUAAAGGAAAAUGAUCAACUCUGGUAAAACUACUUCCUGUUUGGCUCUAAACAAUACCAACUUCAUACUUUAGCAUAGUCGACAGAUCUGGCCACUUCAUACUUUUACAUGGUUGACAGAUCUGGCCACUUCCUGUUUUGGCAUAGUCGACAGAUCUGGGCACUUCCUGUUUUGGCGUAGUCGACAGAUCUUACCACUUGUUGUUUAUCGUCAAACCCAACCCCCUCGAUUUACCUUUAUAAAUAAACCCCGCCCCUUUCCAUGCCAUGUAGAAGUGGCCUUGAGUCCUGGUCUGACUUAUCACUGAAAGUGUGUAGUGUAUGAACGUAAUCAUAUCACAUGUUGUUGAUUCAUACAUAUCGCAUCACCGGGAAGACGCCUGAACGUAACGUGUUGUGUUUUUGUUUAAAAAAAAAAAAAAAGUUUAAAAGAAGUGUUUUAUUAUUUUUGUUUCGUUUCGUCUCGUCUGGCCGUGAGUUGUUUUUGUGUUAUUGUGGAAUAUUUGCUAACGUAUUGUUGAGACGCUGUAUUGCUAUUUAUCAAAGUAGCUUUUCUUAUCUGGGCUUUCUAGUUAGCGUGUGUUGCUAAUGCUGACACACUCACACACACACACUCACACACACUUGUAUACUGUGUGCUGUAGAUAUUAGCUCAGAAUAAAUGAAGGUACAAAAGAC